UAUAUAAUUAACCCAUCGCUUGCGGAAAAAAAAAAAAUGACAUCGUCACUAUCUCCAAAAAACCGCCGUGCUACCACCGUGCUCGGUGUCAGAGCGUCACCUAGACUCGCGGUCGCGCAUACAAAUCCGCGUGUUAUUGAUGUUCCGGCUAGAAAUAUAACGACCGCAAUAUGUGCUGGUGAGAAGCAGCAGUACAAGUUAACGAAGUUGUUGGUGAAUGUGAAUAUUCAGAAUAGUUUGGGACCGGUGCAUUUGGUGAUGACGUCGGAGAAAAACGUUGGAGAAUUGAUAAAGGCGGCGAUUGACAUUUACGUGAAGGAGAAGAGGCGGCCAUUGUUGACUAGUAGUGAUCCACUGUGUUACCAGCUUCAUUAUUCUCAAUUUAGUCUCGAGAGUUUGAAGACAGAGGAGAAAUUGGUGAAUUUGGGAUGUCGAAGUUUCUUUCUUUGUCCAAAACCAAAUACUUCAUCAUGUGCGGACAAAGCAAUGGCAACAACAAGAUCUCAACUUCCCUUAACAAAGCUCAUGGAUUUCGUUCUAUAACUUUUUCAUUUUUUUUUAUGAUCGAGAAACUUCUCUGGAGCAAGCCUUUGGGCCAACCGCAGCGGUCGAAAUUUGGGGAUGAUGGAUCUGCCCCUCUACCCUUUUGCACUUAAAUAUCAGAGUUAGUUCACUUGGUGCGGGCUCGAACCCUUGGCCAACUGCAGCCUACAACUAGUUCAUUUUCUAAGUAGUAGCUUUUUUUUUUUAAUCUUUUUUUAUCUUUUUCAUUUGAAUGUGUCACUUGUCCGAUUAUUAUCGAAAUUGAUGUGCUAAAAUAAUGAUCAUUGGUCUGUACCGCUGUCCGCCAUGA
Lycium ferocissimum is the source of this 853-nucleotide messenger RNA. RefSeq lists its product as uncharacterized. NCBI's taxonomy places the organism in Eukaryota, Viridiplantae, Streptophyta, Magnoliopsida, Solanales, Solanaceae. The transcript is spliced from 2 exons. The record is from RefSeq and is a predicted model, not a curated record. Bases 37 to 543 code for a protein of 168 amino acids.